Molecule: messenger RNA, 1265 nt
Organism: Zea mays
Lineage: Eukaryota; Viridiplantae; Streptophyta; Magnoliopsida; Poales; Poaceae
Biological process (GO): response to oxidative stress; hydrogen peroxide catabolic process
Molecular function (GO): peroxidase activity; heme binding
Source: RefSeq, marked provisional
UUCCCAGCCAAAGAACCAGCAUCCUGGUUGUGAAAAUGGGGGGUGUGCGUAGCUACUUCUUCAUCAUCGCCGCCGCGGUCGUUGCCGUCGUCCUCGCGCUUCUCCCGGCCGGCGCCACAGGUGCCGGCCUCAAGGUCGGCUUCUACAGCAAGACAUGCCCGUCGGCGGAGUCCCUGGUGCAGCAGGCGGUGGCUGCCGCCUUCAAGAACAACAGCGGCAUCGCCGCCGGCCUCAUCCGCCUGCACUUCCAUGACUGCUUCGUCAGGGGCUGCGACGGCUCGGUGCUGAUCGACUCGACGGCGAACAACACGGCGGAGAAGGACGCGGUCCCGAACAACCCGAGCCUGCGGGGCUUCGAGGUCAUCGACGCCGCCAAGAAGGCGGUGGAGGCGCGGUGCCCCAAGACGGUGUCCUGCGCCGACAUCCUGGCGUUCGCGGCGCGGGACAGCAUCGCGCUGGCGGGGAACAACCUGACGUACAAGGUCCCCGCGGGGCGGCGCGACGGGCGGGUGUCCAGGGACACGGAUGCCAACAGCAACCUCCCCUCGCCGCUCUCCACCGCCGCCGAGCUCGUUGGCAACUUCACGCGCAAGAACCUCACCGCCGAGGACAUGGUGGUGCUCUCCGGCGCGCACACCGUCGGCCGCUCCCACUGCUCCUCCUUCACCAACCGCCUCUACGGCUUCAGCAACGCCAGCGACGUCGACCCCACCAUCAGCUCCGCCUACGCCCUCCUGCUGCGGGCCAUCUGCCCGUCCAACACCAGCCAGUUCUUCCCCAACACCACCACCGACAUGGACCUCAUCACGCCCGCGCUGCUCGACAACAGGUACUACGUCGGCCUCGCCAACAACCUCGGCCUCUUCACGUCCGACCAGGCGCUACUCACCAACGCCACGCUCAAGAAGUCCGUCGACGCCUUCGUCAAGAGCGAAAGCGCGUGGAAGACCAAGUUCGCAAAGUCCAUGGUCAAGAUGGGCAAUAUCGACGUGCUCACGGGCACCAAGGGGGAGAUCAGGCUCAACUGCAGGGUCAUCAACAGCGGCAGCAGCAGCUCUGGAUUAUUUCAGCUUCACACGGCAACCGCCUCUGCCGAGGAAUUCGCCCACGUUGCAACCAACUAGCAGCUACUAUAUCUCUAUCCGUAGAGGAUCUAGUGAUCUACUGCUGCUCAGUGACCAUGUUCUUCGAUGUUGCAAUUAGUUCCACUACUCGAAUCAGGCUCUUUACUGAGUGUUCGAUCCUUUGCUGAGUAUAUUUUGUCG